Molecule: messenger RNA, 1011 nt
Organism: Caenorhabditis sp. 36 PRJEB53466
Lineage: Eukaryota; Metazoa; Nematoda; Chromadorea; Rhabditida; Rhabditidae
Source: the annotation of a GenBank genome assembly
AUGCAAUCCUCCACUGUACCCCAUGAAAAUCUGCUUCCCACUCAGCCGCCAGUUGUGCCGACAGAAUUCAAAUCACCUUUGACGUCACGUUUGAACGUAUUUGAAGGCUUUGACCCAUCAUUUUCUGAACUUUCCAACCCGUACCACCAACCGGUUUUGCCGUUGAGAGACAGUAUUUUGGGUUCACAUGCUGGCGGGUACUAUAGUAAGUUUUUGGUUUUUUGAUCAAGGCUAGGAAAUAUGAAAUGUGGCAUUUCAAAGAACAGCUGGAAAGCAUUUUUUUCAAAAUGAUAAACUGCGACACUUUCAGAUGGAAAUUCACAACCUCCACGACAAUACGGUCAAAUUCAGGGACAUGAGACAAUCAACUUGAGAUCUCAACAGCAAAAACGAAAGCCAAGAGUCUUAUUCACCCAACAUCAGGUUUGCCCUUUCAAUUCCUCAGCCUUCCCCUUUUUCGAAAAUUUGAAUAUCAAUUUUCAAGCCAUUAUUCAUGCGAUCUUUCCAAUUUCUUCGUUUUUUGCAGGUCAACGAAUUGGAGGAACGCUUCAAAAAGCAGCGUUAUGUCACGGCUAGUGAGCGAGAAGAAUUGGCGCAGAACCUGGGUCUCACCGCCACACAAGUAUGUCUCGCGAAAGUGUAAUCCGGAAAUGAGGGUCAAACUUUGAGAAAACAUGGCAUGCUAGGCACGGUUUUAGAAGGUCUCAUUAUUUUGUCAAAGUCUUACAAGAUACGUGCGAAUUUUCAUAAUAUUCACUGAAAAUAUUGCACUUUUUAAUAUCCGUAAUGUUUCAAGGUGAAAAUCUGGUUUCAAAACCGUCGUUACAAGUGCAAACGGCUGGCUCAAGAUCGGACACUUCAAUUGUCUCAAAUUCCAUUCAACCCGGUACAAAUUUUGUUUUCAAAAAGCUUCAAAGUAAAUAGAUUUUUUAGAUGUUUGCUUCUGCCCUUCCAUUUGGUAUCAAUUGUUUUGGUGGCGCUUCUUCAUCGUCUUCAGCCUCAAACCUUUAA